UUCCAAUAGAGGACCGGAGGAGUCCUAUUUGUUUAUUUAUUUAUUUUUUUAACUAAUGUAAAUCAGAAUGGGACAUUGGCAGUGUCUGAAAUAAACAUUUCGGGAGCAGUUAUACAUAACUAUUUCUUCUGUUUUGUCGGAAAAAUAAUAUUGGUAUACAUGGCUGUUCCGCUUCAGUGAAUCCUUUUCCUCCACUAAAGAGGUUUGUUGAGCAGCGGGCUAAGUGAGUUAGCUCCCAAGUCGAGUGCCGCCGAGCCACCUGUCACUUUAACAGCAUUUUUAAUGGCCCACAAUUAGAAUUCCAAAGCCUUAAGGCACUCGUCCACCUAUCAAAGCCGGUCGGCUAAUUCCCAGUGUAAAUGCCCGAAGCCGGACCGAGGAUGAAUGGCUUUUCUUUCAACGAACUGUGCUGGCUAUUCUGCUGUCCGCCUUGUCCCAGUCGCAUCGCGGCCAAACUAGCUUUCCUCCCUCCGGAGCCCACCUACUCUGUCCAUACCGAUGAGAACGGGGAAAGUAGCUUGCGUUUGGGCGAAAGGGCGGACUGGCAGUACUCCCAGCGCGAAUUGGAUGUGGUGGAGGUAUUCAGCACGAGAAGUAGUCGGGGCAACCGGGUACAAACUAUGUAUGUGCGCUGCGCGCCCAACAGCCGCUACACGUUGCUAUUCUCGCACGGAAACGCUGUGGACUUGGGACAGAUGUGCAGUUUUUACAUCGGCUUGGGCUGCAGGAUCAACUGCAACGUGUUUUCUUAUGACUACUCGGGCUAUGGCGUCAGUACUGGCAAGCCCUCUGAGAAGAACAUGUAUGCGGAUAUCGAGGCGGCCUGGCAGGUCCUGAGGAACAAGUAUGGAGUAACGCCAGAAAACAUCAUCCUAUAUGGGCAGAGUAUCGGCACCGUGCCCACCAUCGACCUUGCCGCCCGCUAUGAAUGCGCCGCUAUCAUCCUGCACUCACCACUCAUGUCAGGGCUACGAGUGGCUUUCCCCAACACUCGCAAAACCUACUGCUUCGAUGCUUUCCCCAGUAUUGACAAAGUGUCCAAGGUGUCAUCCCCAGUGCUGGUGAUCCACGGUACAGAGGACGAAGUGAUUGACUUCUCCCACGGCUUAGCUAUGUACGAGCGCUGCCCCCGUGCUGUCGAGCCCCUCUGGGUGGAGGGAGCGGGCCACAAUGACAUUGAACUGUACGUGCAAUACCUGGAGAGACUCAAGCAGUUCAUUUCCUUUGAGCUCGCCACAUCGUGAGCAGGCCAGCACAAACAGUCCGCCGUUCAAAUCCGCAGUCUUCUCCUUUUCCGCUUCCAACGUCAACCCCUUGCAUUAGCCAGAGCUGUAGCAAACAGAUCACAUGACAUUCCUGUGACUUUGGAGACAUAUUAGGAUUGGAAUGAAAGACAUACUGGAAGAGGACGUGUUAAAGGGCUUGUUAACAGCCAGGUUAGGUGUACCCUUGAAACUCAGCAAACCUCACGCUUGUAUACAGUAUGUGGACGUGAUUUGACAAAGACCCUGGGUCAAGACUGUUUGCUUCUGCUUGUCAGUCUCUGUUCAUGUCCCACUUAAGAUCAGUUUCCUUCCUUUUUUUUCAACCACAAAAUUUAGCCUGUCAUAAAUAAUUCUUCUGAGUUUAUACUGUGACGUCUGCCUGCUGAGAGUGUCUAACACGAUCAAACUUGAUUUAUCUAUUCUUUUAUAAUGGGAACAAACAGAAUCAUUUUUACACCUUUAGUAACAAUUCAAGUUUGUACAUGUUUUGUAUUCUUGAGUUUAUUUUUGAGCAAGCAAACGCACAUUUAUUGUGCGUCUAUUUUCAGGAAUUGUAUUCACUGUGACCUCCUUCAAGCAUUCCAGAUUUUUUUGCUUUGUUUUGUUUUUGAGAGUCCUCUCCCCCUUUUUUUGGAAAUCAAAAGGAUCUAUUACAUAUCUAAACUUUUACACUUUGUGGAUUUGUGAAGCCCUAAUAACUGCUAAUCGCUUGGUCCAAGAAGAAGGUACAUCCAAAAAAUGUAUGUCAACAAGUCAACAACAUCAAUGAUUUUGAGAAACGUCAAAGCUUGCUUUACCAAAAUAGAGCAUUAGGGGCUACUUUAUUUAAUUCAAUUCAAUUCAAUUCAAUUCAAUUUGUAUAGCCCUCAAUCACAACAGAGGUCUCAAAGGGCUUUACAGAGGCAAUAUGAUACACAAUUAGAAAUGAAGCAACAAAGAUGAAUAGAUACAGUUCAAGUCCUGGGUAUCCCCUAUCCUUAAGACCCUCCAUGCCGGCAAGGAAAAACUCCAAAAACUUUCAAUUGGGAGAAAAAUGAGAAACCUUGGGGAGUACCACAGUCAGGAGAGAUCCACUCCCAGGACGGAUAGACAGGAACCCCAGAACGGCUAAUGGGAAUUAGCAAGCGAAAUUGUAGUCCGUAAAAAUACAGUGGAGUAAAGGAGCAAGAAGAGGUCCCUCUGGUCAGAUGAGACGGGGGUAGCAGCGAGGACGUCAAUCCAGCCAGGGGUCCGGACAGUCAGGAGGCUGCAGCUGAAAAAUAGCCCCUCCCCAGAGGGGAGGGGGGAAAGGGGACACCGGGUGACUAGUGAUGAAGAGACUAGACAACUAGAUAUUAACAUUGGAAAAUAGAAAUAAAGUAAGACAAGUGGUAGGUAGAGUAAGAAAAGGAGAUAGAACUCAGCGGCUGUACUGCCCCCAGCAUUAUAGCUUCUAGUGCAGCUUAAACUAAACUAAAAUUUAAAGAUCAUGCACUGCUUAAGAUUUACGGCUAGGGAUAAUGAAGAAGGGAGUAUUUUUCUUGUUUUUUUUCCCACAUACUUCUACCUUUACAUUCCAAGUCUUUUUCUCACACAGGUCCCGGAAACCUUGGAGAAACAGGGUGGCUGUUUUUGUUUUAGAUGCUGUCAGUAUAACACUGUGAAAGAUGGCGAAAAACAAUGAAAUAUUUAAAAGCUACUGAAGCUGGUAUGUACUGUAAAAAUGUCCACUACCAUCUUUGUCAGCACGUGUCCUAGACUGAUUAUGCACUAGGCCUGAGCAAUAUCGGGAAAAAAUUUACACUGCUGGCCAAAAGUAUUGGCACCCCCGCAUUCUGUAGAUAAUGCUCAAUUUCUUCCAGAAAAUGAUUGCAAUUACGAAUAAUAAUCAUUUAUUUUGCUUGCAAUGAAAAAACACAAGAAAAUGGGGGAGAAAUUUAAAUCACUAUCAUUUUUGUCAAAUUUUAAAAAUGGGCCAGACAAAAGUAUUGGUACCCUUUGAAAAAUCGUGACGCUUCUCUAAUUUGUGUAAUUAACAGCACCUAUUACUUAACUUUGGCACAUAACAGGUGGUGGCAAUAACUAAAUCACACUUGCAGCCAGUUAAAAUGGAUUGAAGUUGACUCAACAUCUGUCCUGUGUCCUUGCGCGUACCACAUUGAGCAUGGAGAAAAGAAAGAAAGCCAAAGAACUGUCUGAGGACUUGAGAAGCAAAAUUGUGAGGAAGCAUGGGCAAUCUCAAGGCUACAAGUCCAUCUCCAAAGACCUGAAUGUUCCUGGGUAUACCAUGCGCAGUGUCAUCAAUAAGUGUAAAGCCCACGGCACUGUGGCUAACCUCCCUAGAUGUGGACGGAAAAGAAAAAUUGAUGAGAGAUUUCAACAAAAGAUAGUGCGGAUGGUGGAUAAAGAUCCUUGAAUAACAUCCAAACAAGUUCAAGCUGUCCUGCUGUCCGAGGGUACAACACCCUACUAUACAUCGGCGUCUGAAUGAAAAGGGACUCUAUGGCAGGGUACCGAGGAAGACCCCACUUCUGACCCAGAGACACAAAAAAGCCAGGCUGGGGUUUUUCAGAACUUACCUGAGAAAGCCAAAAAUGUUUUGGAAGAAUGUUCUCUGGUCGGACAGUCAAACUUGGCAGAGGAUCGGUGAUUUUCUGGGGUUGCUUUGCUGCCUCUGGCACUGGACUGCUUUACAUUGUGCAUGGCAUGAUGAAGUCUGAAGACUACCCACAAAUUUUGCAGCAUACUGUAGGGCCCAGUGUGAGAAAGCUUGUCUCCCUCAGAGGUCAUGGGUCUUCCAGCAGGACAAUGACCCAAAACACACUUUAAAAAGCACUAGAAAACGGUUUGGGAGAAAGCACUGGAGACUUCUAAAGUGGCCAGCAAUGAGUCCAGACCUGAAUCCCAUAGAACACAUUUGGAGAGAUCUGAAAAUGGCACUCUUCAAAUCUCAGAGACCUGGAGCAGUUGCCGAAAGAACAAUGAUCUAAAAUUCCAGCAGAGAAUUGUAAGAAACUCAUUGAUGGAUAAUGGAAGCGGUUGUUUGCAUUUAUUUGUCUAAAGGUUGUGCUACCAAGUAUUAGGCUGAAGGUGCAAAUACAUUUUUGCAGCCCAUUUUUGGAGUUUUGUGUAAAAUGAUAAUGAUUUUUUUUUUCAUUCUGUUGUGUUUUUUUCAUUGCAAUCAAAAUAAAUCAAGAUUUUCUGGGAAAAAUUGAUCAUUAUCUGACAGAAUUGCAGGGGUGCCAAUACUUUUGGCCAGCAGUGUAUUGAGAUAAUUAGAAGAAUUUUCAACCGAUAACUUGAAUAUCUCUGUUUGGGAUUGGCCUGAUCGAUAUUGCAAAAAAAACAAAAAACAUUGCAAUAUAUACUCUAUUGCCAAGACUCCGCACUUGGUUGCAGUGGUGCACUUUUUUCUUAAGGUGCACCAGCACAAAAUGUAGGUGCGCACACAUUUUUCAUUGCAUCAUCUUUAACGUCAUACUUUUAAUCACCCUCCAUAAUGUUCAUCUUCGUUGUCGUAGGGAUGCUGGAGUCUAUCGCAGCUAACACUAGGCAGAAAGCGGGGUAUACCAUGAGCUGGUUGCCAGCCACUUUCAGUGCACAUAUAGACACAACCAUUCACGCCUACUAGUGUUCAAUUAACAGGAACUUCGAGAAAACCCACGCAGAAAGGCAACAGCCCUCAUUGAACCCACAAUCCCAGAACUGUGAGAUGUACGAGUUAACCCUCGUAUUGUGUUGGGGUCAGAAAUGACCCGUUUUUUAAAAUUUUCUGAUGCAAAACUCAGUGGUACUUUUGACAUACCCAAAAUUGAAAACGGGUCUAUCUUGACCUGAAAACAAUAUACUGCAAAGGUUUAGUAUUUUCAGGCCAAGUUAAUUUACAGAUCAAAUUUAAUUCACUCGCAAAAAUAUGAGCUACUUUCUAACACAAGACAAGGGCUAACCACUGUGCCACCGUGCCACCUUCAUCAUCUUAAUUAUUUUUAAACAACAAUAACUUAUAAAAAUGUCUAGUCUUUAUUAAUUGCUUCAUUGAGUGAGUCCACUCUGCCUCUCACACCUCCCUCCAGCUAAGCAGUGCGACUAAAUAGUUUUUUCUUGGUCAACAGUGCUACCAAAUAACUUUUUCUUGGUCAACAGUGCAACUAUGUUUGGUACCUAAAGUUAACGAUGAUUGACAAAUUUGUAGCUUUUAUCUUGCCAUAUACGGUUCAGUGUCUCUACGGUCAACGGCACAGAUGUGUCAAUCAUCUUUAAAUGUAUAAGUGUACUGUGUCAACUCAUUGUGUAAGUGAGAGGCUGUUCUCAGCAUCGUGAGUGGAUUUGAGUGGACUCACUCAGUGAAGCAUUUAAUAAAGACAAGUAUUUUUCUACAUUAUUCUUGAAGGUGGCAUGGUGGGACAGUAAUAUUUCUGGAACUUUUGUUAAAAUUCGGUAUGAGAUCAGGACUCUGAUUCUCAAAAUCUGGUGACUCGGACACGGGUGCAGAAAUAUGCGUUCGGGACAACCCUAUUACUGAUUAAAUGUAACACAUUACUACCCACCUCUAGUAACAAGCUAUGGUAACAAGUUGACAUUUAGCACUCCAGUGGAGAGUGGUUUGAGCAUAGUCAGUGCACACGCCUACUAAUGGCCUUAUUUUUCCCCAUUUUGAAACCCUAUUAAAAUUUGUUUUCUUAAUUCAAAUUUGGCGGGUUCGUUAAAGACACUUUUCCAUGACCUAAGCAAUUUAUAAAUGUUGACUUCCACUGGAGUGUCCUUGUUGAAAUCUGACUCCAAAAGACAUGAGAACAAAAGUUUAAGAGAUAGACUUUUCCUUCUGGUGGCCGUUUUGAAGGGUCAGUGUUUAUUCUUUUUUUUUUUUUUUUUUUUUUUUUUAAAUUUGCCCUAAAAUAAGUGUUAGUCAAUGAAAUAACAUCUUCCCAAAACUAGGGAUUAGGAUGAUGGCACAAAGAAGUAAAAUGCUGAAUAGUGUUGAAAAUGUGAAGUCAUGUUUGAAGGGAUACAAAUCAACCCUGAUCGUAAUUUGACAAAUGAUUUGUCCUUAUAUUAACGUUGUUUGCCUAGUCUUUUUUUUUUUUUCCCUCUCUCCUUUGGUUGUGCUUUUAAUUUGUUUGAUGACCCCACUUUUUUUAGUUUGAAUAGCUGUUUUGAUACUUGAUAUUUCUACAAAUUGUAUUUUAAAUGUCACUAGAUUGAUAGCCUACAAAGUACCAUGUCAAUAUCUUGUGAAGUAAUACUUUGUUCUGCCUAGUCUCACUGACACUGGAAUCACUUAUGCAAAUAUAGAUCAAACGACACCAGAAAGAGUAGAUUUUGUUCAUAUUUUAAAGAAAUGUAAAAUGCCUUAAACAGAUUUUGAAAUAAAAAAAGAGAAAAGAAAGAAAAACAAUGUAUGUUUAAAUGCUUUGAAAAAUAAAGACUGCAAGAAAAUGGAUGAUUGAUUGAAAUGUUUCACUGUACUGGAAUUAUUUUGGAACUUCAUUUCACCUAACUCGGGGGUCGGCAACCAGUGUUUUGAGAACCGCAUGCGGCUCUUUAGCGCUGCCCUAGUGGCUCCCUGGAGCAUUUUCAAAAAUGUUU
Messenger RNA from Corythoichthys intestinalis (scribbled pipefish), 6830 nucleotides. RefSeq names its product abhydrolase domain containing 17C, depalmitoylase (gene abhd17c). Gene Ontology annotation, biological process: protein depalmitoylation; regulation of postsynapse organization. Lineage: Eukaryota; Metazoa; Chordata; Actinopteri; Syngnathiformes; Syngnathidae. The transcript is spliced from 3 exons. The record is from RefSeq and is a predicted model, not a curated record. Gene Ontology annotation, molecular function: palmitoyl-(protein) hydrolase activity. Bases 360 to 1244 code for a protein of 294 amino acids. Gene Ontology annotation, cellular component: endosome membrane; plasma membrane.